AUGGCUUCAGCUUCGCUUAAGCUUUCUAUUGCGGUGACAUGCGCAUUACUCUUGUCGUCGGCGUGCCAUGGCCUGGAGGUGGGAUACUACAAGAAGUCGUGCCCCCGCGUGGAGGCCAUCGUGAGGGACGAGGUAAAGAAGUUCGUCUACAAGAACGCCGGCAUCGGCGCCGGGCUGAUCCGCAUGUUCUUCCACGACUGCUUCGUCGAGGGAUGUGAUGCAUCCGUCCUCCUAGACCCAACACCAGCCAACCCGCAGCCGGAGAAGCUGAGCCCUCCCAACUUCCCCAGCCUCCGCGGGUUCGAGGCCAUUGACGCGGCCAAGGAGGCCGUGGAAAAGGCCUGCCCGGGCGUGGUAUCCUGCGCUGACAUCGUUGCCUUCGCCAGCCGUGACGCAGCCUACUUCCUCAGCAGGAUGACGGUGAAGAUCAACAUGCCGGCAGGCCGUCUGGAUGGGCGCAUUUCCAACUCCACCGAGGCCCUCUCCAAUCUGCCGCCUCCAUUCUUCAACAUCACUCAGCUUAUCGCCAGCUUCGCUGCUAAAGGGCUCGACACAGAGGACAUGGUGAUUCUUUCCGGCGCCCACACCAUUGGGAUCUCACAUUGUUCAUCCUUCGUCUCGGACCGCCUCGCUGUCCCCUCCGACAUCAACGCCGCCCUCGCUGGCAUCCUGAGGAGGCAAUGCCCUGCCAACCCUACACCGGCCAAUGACCCCACAGUGCACCAGGACGUGGUAACUCCCAACGCGCUCGACAACCAGUUCUACAAGAAUGUCCUCGCACACAAGGUUUUGUUCACAUCGGACGCCGCCCUUCUUACCACACCCGCGACCACCCAGAUGGUGCUUGACAAUGCCAACAUCCGCGGACUGUGGGAGGACAAGUUCAAGAAGGUGAUGGUCAAGAUGGGUGCUAUCGGAGUCAAGAACGGAUUUCAAGGUGAAAUUAGGAGGAACUGCAGGGUCAUCAACCGCCACUAA
This is a messenger RNA of Lolium rigidum, 978 nucleotides long. RefSeq names its product peroxidase 2-like. The coding region runs from base 1 to 978 and encodes 325 amino acids. Gene Ontology annotation, biological process: hydrogen peroxide catabolic process; response to oxidative stress. Lineage: Eukaryota; Viridiplantae; Streptophyta; Magnoliopsida; Poales; Poaceae. Gene Ontology annotation, cellular component: plasmodesma; plant-type cell wall. Gene Ontology annotation, molecular function: heme binding; peroxidase activity. The transcript has a single exon. The record is from RefSeq and is a predicted model, not a curated record.